AUGGAAGAGGGAUCUCGACGCUCACUGGCCAACGAUCUGGAGGUGGCGGUGGAGGUGGAUGCUCAUGGCGAAUGGCAGGUGGUCUAUCCCAAAGGGAUCUGCCAGCUGCCAGAAGCCUGCGAUCGCUUUCAGAUUCGCCUGAGGGAGGUCCCUGCGGUUGCUGUCACGGCGGGCAACGUCGGAGGGCCCAAAGAGUGCAAGGUCUCUGACCUGGAGGAGUUCCAUGCAGCUGCACAGACCUGGCUGGAAGAGGAGAGAAGGGCCGUCGAGCAGGAAGAGGAGCAGGGAAGAAGAAGGAGGCAGCUGCAGCAGAAGAAGUUUGAUUGGCUCUUCUUGCAGCAGACGCCUCGGCUCAUGGCCCGCGUCUACAGGGUGGAGAGGCUUUCAUGGUAUCUGCCCUUGCUGGUGCCUCUUUAUGGAGGUAUGGUUGCGAUCAACUACCGGGUGGUCCCGUAUGGCACUGUGGAGGAGUCGGACUGGACCGUUUCGCUUCUGGUGAUGGUCGGCAUGGGCGUUUGCUUCUUCUGCGUCCCUUGGGUCGUUCCGCAGAUCAUCAGAAGCGAUCGCUGUUUGGUUGCGACUUCCGUUUUCUCCGGCCUCCUCAUCUUCCUCGUGGCCCUCCCCUUGGAGCUGCUGCGCCUCGUCUACCCUGUGGCCUUCUCCCCUUUCGCUGGCCUGCUGAUACAGGCACAGACGGCGGAAAUCCAGAGCCGCACGAAGGAGCAGACCAUCGUCUUCGAGGGCACCGUAAGCCCAGAGCUUUUUCUGGCCAGCGGGGAAGGAGAGGCCGUGACUUUAGAGAUUUGUCUUAGGCGCGGCAAAGCCUGCGUGGUGUCCUGGCCCGGAAAAUAUGCCACGGCUUGGGAUCAUUUGGUGCAGAGCGCUCGUGGUGGACAGACAAGUGCAGCGGUCUUAGCAGCGGUGGUGUUCUUGCCCGAAGGCACUCCUCACUACGGGCAGCACAUCCGCAUACCCGGGAGCGAGAGGAAUGUGGAGAGCGCCGUCCGCUAUGGAGCUGAGCUCCACGUCUACUUCUUCGAGGGCGCCCGCGGCAAGGGCAAAGUUGCAAGCUUCGCCUCGGCCGGCUCGGAAUAUCUGAAACGGGAAGCCUUGUGGAAGGAGUUCCAGGACUCCGAGACGUUGAAGGAUGCAAAGGCUGCAGGGCUCGAGAACCUCUGCGACAAGAAGCGGUAUGACUCAUCUUCCAAGUACAGCCGAGAGGAGCGUCGCCUCUUCUUGCAGUGGCUCUCUUUUGAAGAUCGGAAGCUGCUGGAGGAGGGCCUCGGCAACUCGCAGAAAGCCGAGGUAGCCUGGCUUGAGAGGAAGGGCUACAGAUACACAGAGGUGGACAUCGCAAGCUGGCUAAGGCCGGCUGCCAAGUCAUAUUUCCCCUCUGGGCCUCUGCCAGCAAUGGAAGCUUGGAAGAUCCAUCCGCAAUAA
This is a messenger RNA of Symbiodinium necroappetens, 1440 nucleotides long. Lineage: Eukaryota; Dinophyceae; Suessiales; Symbiodiniaceae. The record is from the annotation of a GenBank genome assembly.